Rhineura floridana is the source of this 18363-nucleotide messenger RNA. It is a transcript of the gene ALPK3, whose product is annotated as alpha kinase 3. Gene Ontology annotation, cellular component: nucleus. The record is from RefSeq and is a predicted model, not a curated record. Gene Ontology annotation, biological process: cardiac muscle cell development; protein phosphorylation. The transcript is spliced from 13 exons. Bases 263 to 5266 code for a protein of 1667 amino acids. Gene Ontology annotation, molecular function: protein serine/threonine kinase activity; ATP binding. NCBI's taxonomy places the organism in Eukaryota, Metazoa, Chordata, Lepidosauria, Squamata, Rhineuridae.
CCUCGAGGAGGGAACGGGGAGCCGGCUGGCUCGCGCGGGGCCCGGACGGGCUGGCGGACGGAUCCGCCCCGUCCUCCCUGAGUGACAGCCCCAUGUGCGGCCGGCUAUAAAUAGCGGGGUCGCGGCCCGCCCUAGGUGAUUGACGGCCGCCGCGCUACCUCGACGCGGACUGGGAGCCGCCCGGGACCCCCGCGCGCCCCGCCACCAGCUCCCCACUUUUCCGUCUGGGAGACAGCGAGCGCCGCUCUGCGCUGCGGGGCAAAUGGGCUCCAGGCGGAGGCCUCUGGGCCGCUCCUACUCGGGCAACGGCCCUUACACGGCGUACAGCGCCGGGCAGGGCAGCGACGGCGAGGACAACGGGCCCCUGGUGGAGCAUCGGCCCGAGCGGCGCAACUACUUGCUCAGCGUGCGCCCAGAGAGCAGGAGCACCUUCUGUGCCAUCAUUGCUCAGCUGACCGAGGAGACUCAGCCCCUCUUUCAAACCACUCUCAAAUCAUUCGCUGUGUCCGAAAAUGCGGAUGCCAAGUUCACUUGCAUUGUGAUGGGUUACCCACAGCCGGAAGUGACCUGGUACAAAAACGAUGAAGAGAUGGACAGAUACUGUGGCUUGCCAAAGUACGAGAUCUUCCGUCAUGGGAACCGGCACACACUGCAAUUGUACAAGUGCAGAGAGGAAGAUGCCGCCAUUUACCAGGCCUCGGCUAGAAACAACAAGGGCAUUGUGUCCUGUUCAGGGGUCUUGGAGGUUGGAACCAUGACCGAAUUCAGAAUCCACCAGCGGUGGUUCGCCAAGCUCAAGCGGAACGCCGAAGUCAAGCUGCGCGAGAUAGAGCAGAGCAGAAAGCGAGGGAAGGAGAAUGUAGAACUGGUACUGUUGAGGAGAGUGAGCCCGGACAGGUUCCAGCGGAAGCGCCGGCUGACGGGGGAAGUAGGGAUGCGCUCAGGUGCCUCCCUCUGGGACAAGGAGGAGGUGUCCAAGGUGCGCAUUCCGGAUGGGAAACCACGAUUGGGAGAGGAUGAGAAGGCCAAGAGCAAAGAGAUGUCUUUAAAUGUCGACACCCUGUUCUCAAAUAACUUCAUUGCGGGGCAUCUAGAAGCAGAAGUGGCCACCAACGGGGACUCUUCUCUUGAGAGCGGGGAGGAAAACGGGGAAGGCAAUGCCAAUGGCUUUCUUAACUAUAUCUGUGAGACGGUGGAGAUUAUUAAAGCGAGGCCUGCUGGAAGCAAGGAGUUUUCCGCAAAGAAGAAGAAGAAAGAAGAGAACGCCCUGCCAAAUGCAACACAGAAUGUUUCCAGACAAGAGGACAAGACGCAGCCGAGGAGAACUAUCUCAGCACAGAAGGAUGCUGCACCCAGCGCCUUGGCCCAUACCACCACAUCUUCUGCAGCGAACAAGGGGCGAAUGGAGGUGGAGCCCAGAGAACGUCCCAGCCGGGUAAGAGAAAAGCCCACCUCGACGCCACGUACGACUCCUCCUAAAGGAGACAUCUACUUUUCUCUGAAAGAUAUGUAUUUUGAUAUGGGAGUGAAAUCUGAUGCUGAAAAGAAGGUGCCGGAAGACAAGGCAGGUGGGGCUGAUAUGAACCAGACAAGUGCGCAGCGAGCUUCCAUUCUGGAAGAGAAGCUCCCAGCAGCGCGUACAGCUCUGAAAAGGACUAAACUGGAGGAAGGGCGAAAGGAGCCACGUGAAGUAAAGAAAGGAGAGAGGAAAGGGGCCAUAGAGGCGAAGGACACCAAAACGACGACCGCCAUUGAAGCAGCUGGGGAUAUUAAUGCUCCAUUGUUCCAGUAUCCUAACCGAUCGGCAGAGGCCGUGAGACAGGCGCAGGGUUCCCUUCGGAUGGGAAAUGCGGCAGAGAUUCCCGACCAACAUGCCUUAGAAACAGAUUUCCAGCAUUCUAGCCAGACCUCAGAGACUGGCGUCGGGGCACGGACUCCCCUUUCGAAGGAAAUCGCUGCAGAGAUUUCAAAGGAUGCUGGCAUGAAAAUCCGUGAAACUGACUUGCUGGACUCGCUCCCCACCGAAGUUGAGGCAGCGCCGCCACCCCAGAAGCCAGUGGUUGUGGAUUCAUCUACACGGUUGCAGGAAGCGGUGAGAGACUUGCAGGAGGCCUCCUUGGAAGAGCAGCUGCACCGCCAAGGGCCUUGUGAGGCCCCAGAAAACUUAAAGCCGGCCUUGCCUGCUGCUUGUGGUCUGCAAACUCCAGAUACACAUCUUAGAGAAGAAACAAGCCAGGAAGCCAGCGACUUUGCAAGAAGGAAAGGUGUCCCUGGAGAGCCAGAGACCAAAUGGUCUGAAGAGCAAGCUGGCCCUAGCCCAGAAGUCCAAGAGCCAAGCCAGGAAGACAUCCGAUACACCCCAGCAACUUCCCAGAAUCCCCCAGCUGGCUGCUAUGGCAUCACACCUCCAAUUGCGAAGGAGCGUCUGGUUUUGAAAGAGGAGGUAGGGAGGCAUUCCGCACGUUUUGGAAGUGGUACAGUCAAACACAGACCAGCUCCAAGUCACAAGAGUAUAGAUCUGGCUGCGCCAGGGUUAUUGACUGAGGAAUCUAGUCUUAAGACUAGACCUGCAGUAGUCUUGGGCAAAGGUGCCUCUCAGGCUGAAACUGUGAGCAAAGAAAAGCAAGUGGGGGACCAUAGGCCUGGUCUUAAAAUGGAUGUGGGGCUUGAAAGUGAGAGGCUGCCAGUGGUGACAGCAAGACCAUUAUCGGUCCCUGAAGCUGCUGUAGAAGCCCCAGGUUCUUAUGAAAGCAUUCCGGAGACUCCUCCAAUUCCGGCACUUUCUGAACCCCGAGAAUCAGCUCCACUUUCUCUAGUUGAAGAAGGCCUUGCCGAGAGGGACCAAUCUGUGGUCCAUUUGCUGAAGGAUGUGAAGAGAGAAAUAGAAAGUUGGCCGCCAGAUAGGUCAGCAGCUUCAGAAUCGGAGCAACAGCAAGUCAGCAACACUGUUGCGGAGGAGAUCUGCAGCCAGGAAAAACCUCCGACCCCUCCCCGGGUUGAGGAAAACGAGCAGGAGGCUUUCAGCCCGGGCAAGAAGCUUGAUGUUGGGACAACGGAAAGGGAGAGAUCAGCAUCUGAGGCACCUCUAAUCCAGGAUACUCCCCAGCCAGAGACCGCAAUGGAGGAGGAUCAAACCCCAGAGAAGGCGCAGCACAAAAACUUGGUGUCUUCCCUGAAAAAUUAUUUGCUUCUGCUCUUAAAGAUAACCUCAGACACUGACAAAAGCAAAGGCAGCAAGAAGCGAGAAGCCAAGGCUGCGGAGGAACAGAGCCCACCUACUGCCAUUCCGAGGCAUCUGCCGGAUGUCGGCAUAGCUGGGUUAACCCCCAGGACAUCAAGGAAGAUCUUUGAGCGGGUCGAAACUGACCAGCUCUUCCAAAGUGCGGAGAGUCUGCAGCUGACUCCCAAGACUUCUCGGAGGCUCACGGGGAUGAUCAACCAGGAGCUGCUUGCUUGCCAAGAGAGCUUGGCGGCUGAACCGGAGGCCCCUCUGCUGCCCUGUGUGCCCUCAAUCGUGGUGGGGAGCCCCUCUGGUGAGCUGGCAGGUCUCCCGGAUAUGUCUCUGGAGGUUUCCAGCGAGGCACUGUCGGCACUGCCUAGCGCCACCCCUCAGGAACUGGCGUCUGGGGCACGCCGUAAAAUAUUUCUGCCCAAAGCCAAACAGGCCGACGAGUUGGACGGGGUGGCCCCAGAUGACCAGAUGCGGGCCAAAAGGGACAGCCCCACUGUGUCCCCACAGCAGAGCCGCAAGAACGCGGCACUCUUGCAGACCCCAGCCCCGGCUUCUCCUCCUGUGGAGAGGCACUCCCCUACCCUUGCCAGAAAGAUGGCGACAUUAGAAGUGCCCAAGAUAUAUGAGGAACCAGCUGAAGAAAGCAAGAAUGUGACAGACAGCUCUCUGGGAACCCCGGAGAGGUUAGAAGAAGCCACGCCAGAAGUGCAAGCUGGGGAAUUUCAGAAAGCAAAUGACCCAUUUAAAGCCCCUCAGGUGAUUCGCAAGAUCCGAGCCGAGCAGUUCUCAGACGCCUCGGGAAACCUGAAGCUCUGGUGCCAGUUCUUCAACAUUUUGAGUGAUUCAAAACUGACCUGGUACAAGGAUGAGGUUCCUGUUGCAGAUGCCAAAAGGAGCUCCGGCGAUGAAGGGCAGGCAGCCCUGGCCAUUGUGCAGGUCUCCCUGAAGGACCGCGGGGUCUAUCAGUGCACCAUCCAGAACGACUAUGGCACCGACUCCACUGACUUCCUGCUGAGCGCUGAAGUGCUAUCAGGAUUUAUCUCCAAAGAAGAAAUAGAAGUUGGUGAGGAGAUUGAGAUGACGCCCAUGGUGUUUGCCAAAGGCCUGGCUGACUCUGGCUUCUGGGGGGAUAAGCUCUUUGGCCGGAUCAUGAUGGAGGACCUGGAGGUGGGCCAAGGUUUUCUGCGCAAGGCGUGCCGUGCCCGUGCCAUCUACGGCCUCGAACCAGUCUUUGAGUCUGGGCACACGGGCAUCAUCAAGGUCCGCAACCUCAUUGCCUUUGGCGGGCGCAGUGAGAGCACGCUGGUGGAGAGGAACUAUGACAUCACCAUCCAGGAGUGUAAGAUCCAGAAUUCGAGCCGGGAAUACUGUAAGAUCUUUGCUGCGGAGGCCAGAGCCAUCCCUGCCUUUGGGCCAGUGCCUGAAAUCAUCCCUCUUUACCUGAUCUACCGCCCAGCAAACAAUAUUCCCUAUGCAACCAUGGAGGAGGACCUGCCCGGCCUGCUUGAGCACUACUGCAGCCGAGGACGAAACGGCAGCCUGACUCCAGCCAACCCCUCUGAGGUUGGGCAAAAGUGUUGUGCCUUCCAGCACUGGCUAUACCUGUGGACAAAUGGCAACAUCCUAGUGACAGACUUAGAAGGUGUUGGGUGGAAAGUCACCAAUGUGAGGAUUGCUACCAAAACGAAGGGGUACCAAGGCCUGAAGGAGAGCUGCUGCCCCAGCCUGAUUGACCACUUUGCCGCCUCUCACCAGUGUAACCGCUUCUGCGAUCUCUUGGGCCUGAAGAGCAUUGAAAUCCCCCAGCCUCCGACUAAAGGCAAGGGCUCUCGGAGCCCCAUCACGGGCAGGAAGACCCCAUCAGCCCAGUCCAGCCCCCAGCUUCAGAAGAAAGGCCUGACUAGCCCCCAGGCCUCCAGGAAAGGUUCUGUGAGCCCCAAGAGUGCCCGGAAAUGCCCAGAAAGUGCUGGAGAGUUGCAGUCAGUAGCAAGGCCCAAAGGAGGGGACAGUGGCAAGGCUGGCCGGCUGCAGUGAUUGGACGCAGGGAGCUCCUGCUGGCAUGCGUUGCGUGUGUCUGGGGGAAGGGAUGCUGCUGCCUCUGGCAUGCCCUCCAGAGUGGCUCCUUCCCUCCCAUGUGUGAGGCCUGUGUGUGGUGUGUGAGGGAGGGAGCCAUGCUGUUGUGCCUUGGAGAGAGGGCCUGCCUAUGCAGUGCUCUCUGGGUGGCUUUGGAAAGGAUCAGGGAAAUGACGGACUGUGUGGAAGUAGCAGCUUGUUCCCUGCCAGCCUCGGGAACAGGGAUAUCUGUGUACCUACAGUACCACCACCCCCAACCACCAGGGGGCAGGAGUCCUCCUCGUGUGCAUUUGAUGUCUCUGCUGUCUGGGGUAGAUGUACUAUGGCCACGGGCUGCUCCUGUGCUCCUAAUAAAGCACAGUCUAAGGCAGGGGCUAAACACCUUGGUAGUUGGAGCCCUAACUGGUAUGACGGUCGAGGCCUGUGUUCUGUUUGGCUCCAAUGAAGGCCCUGUCCAUUUGACUCUGACACUGUGCACUUCCCCACCUUAGACCCAUCACUCAAUGCUUUGCCUGGGAUUGAGUGGGCCGUCACCACAGUGAGCCCUUUUGACACCCAGUCCGUUCAGCCCACCCUAUUGAUCUCCCAUACGGCAGAAAAGAGCAAAUGGUUUCUCCUCCACCCCCUUAGUGGAAGAAGUAUAUUUCUUGAUGGGGCUGUACCAGAGGUGGAUGUGGUGGUGACUGCUUUGCCUGCCUUUGCCCUUAGGGCAAUUAAAAUGGCAAGCUGUUUCAUGGCUGCUGCGUUUAGAACAGAUCAGGAAAUGGGGGGGGGGUGUUCCCUGAGGUUAGAUCAGAUAUUGGGAACCUGCAGCCUUCCAGAUGUCAUUGAACACCAACUCUCAUCUCUGACCAUUGGCCAUGCUGGCUAGGGCUGAUGAGAACUGGAGUCCGACAACAGCUGAAAAGCCGCAAGCUUUGCCUCUCCCAAUAGUGCCGCAAAUAGCUCAUUGGGCAUCACGUGCUUUCCAUGCUGAAGAGCCCAGUGCAGUCCUGAUUGUCUCCAGGUACAAUAGAUCUGACCCCCUAGGCACUGCAGUCAGUCACAUGGCUGGGCUCAACAAAUAAGGUGAUUUCAUAUCUUCGUAAGCUUCUAAUGACCCCCACCAGCAACAUCCCACUUCUGUCAUUGUGCUGUGUCUGCUGUCUAGCUACUCCCCCUGACAAUGUGGCUAGAUUACAACUUCCAUCAUCCCUCACUAUUGGCCAUGCAGGCUGGGGCUGAUGGGAGCUGGAGUCCCAACAACAUCUGGAAGGCACUUGUUGGCUACCUCUAUUAAGACAGAAAUGGCCCUUCCUUAAAAAGAAAUAUUGAAAUAUUCCCUACUAACCCCCCCUACACAUAAUAGCCAGCCUGCUCCCAAUAUUUCCUUUAUGUUACAUGUCAACCCUUCCCCAUUACUAAGACUCACCUGUAGCACUGGGUGCUCCCAGCUGACCAGCACAUCAGUUAUCACUGCCCCCCUCCUUUUUCCUCCAGUACUGUGCAGCUGUUCUAUCCAGGUUUGCUCCAAGCUCAGUGAGUGAGAGUUGGAUGGAAGGGGCAAAUCAGAAACAAGACCCUUGGAGCAGUAAACUCAAAGCAUUCAGGAUUACACACAGAAUCUCGGUGCCACAGGCCAGCCUUUCACUCACCUUAGACUAUAAUCAACUGAGGUCUGAUGAGGUCAGGUGGAUGCCAGGCUCCAUCUCUUUAUUCAGACUAGUAAAUAAUAUAUUUGCCUUCCCUUCAUAAUAAUAAGCCUAGUCUGAGACUUUACUUAGGAGCAAGGAAGACACCCUGGAGUGAUAUGAUAGGAGGGCCGGAGUUACUAGAGACACAGCAGUUGGUUCUGCCUAGGAUUGCCUUUGCAGGUUGGCACAUUGUGCAUUUCCAGACUUUUACUAAAAAUUUGGCACAAAUAUUCCUGCUCUGUCCAGGAAUGUAUACAUAAGUGGAUUAAUGCUUGUUGGUGGCAGAAGGAAAAGAAUGAUAUUAGUCAUCGUUGUGCAGAAGACUCUGGCCUAUGGGUCAUGCAACAAGAGCGUAGAACCUCAUUUUACACUCAUCAAAGGGUCCACUGAAGCUGUGAUCUUGGCAUCAAAGGGCCAAAUCCUGCUUCCUGUGCAGGAACUGCCCUAUGAGACUUCUUGCCUGGCACAACAGCUUAGAGUGGACAUUCUGGAGAGAUGGACUGGAUGGGAUGUACUAGGUUUGUGGCCCAAGAGAUGCUGAUCAAAUAUGAAGAGAGCAGGGAAGUACUUCACUCAUGGAAGCAGCUGAGAGCUACCUGUUGAAUUUCUGGGUAUGCAUACGUGAGUCUUUUAUGAUUUGUCCCUUUUCCAAGCUUUUUGUAAAACUCUGGAAAUUAAGCCUGAGAAUAUCCAUCUUCCCUGGAAAAGCAUGGAUGAAUCUGCUAGCUAUUUUUGAAGGCCUAAUUAUGCAAUCUGAUUGCCAUUAGAAGUAAAUAGGCUACACAGAAGUAAAUCCCAUUAAUACAGUGGUGCUUACUCCCAGGUAAGUGUACAUAGGAUGCACCCUGAGGCUGCAGCUCCUAUCCCCACUUAACCUGAGAGCAUGCUCUAUUGAAUUCUAUGGAAACCCCUUCAGAGUAGACACGUAUAGGAUGACACUGUAAGUCACUAAUAGAAGGGUAGCGCUAGUUGGUUCAUAGAAACCAAAGCCAUGGAAAUAAAAACAUCCCCUUCUGCUUGACUGAAGAGCAGAAAAUAUUUUUUGGCUGAAUAGUCUAUCAGAAAAGACAGGCAAUUGCUGGGAAAUCUCUCUGCUCUAAAGCCUUGUAUGAAUGCAUGAGCAAACUUCCUGCCUGUCCGGCUUUUCAUAUGUGACAAAACAAAAAAGCAAACAGUACUUAUGUAGACCAUCUCGGAAAGGAGUAACCUCCUGCUCACAUUGGACAUGGGCAAUGUGCCCUGGAAACACACUGGGUGUUUUUACGUAUGCUUUAUGCAUCUUUAAACCCUUUGCAUCCAUUCUCCCCCUUUGCUCUUAUGUUUGAAGUUGGUAUUUUGUCCUUAGUAGUCAAGAUCCACAUUGCAAUUUUACACAGACACAAAAAAGACAAUGCACAUUUUUUUCAGUAUAAAAACGACUUUGUUUCUGUGUUGUUCAAGCAAGAUGUCCUUUUGCACUGUCCACCUGAGCAGUUAUGGAUUGGCACAGGCUGUGGCAUUAUAGUGACCACAACACUGCUGGAGAUAUGUCACUGAAGUGCCGAAAUCCACACUUUCCCAAAUGCCAGAAAACGAAAGCGAACCAUUUGUUGCAGUUGAAGUGCUAUGAAACAGAGAGAGAGAGAGAAAGUAUAAGAAAAUGACAGCAUUAAAAUUGCUGUCCCCUGGCAUCAAUAUGGCCCUCUAAUCUUACUGGGCUGUGAUCACAAUCAUGUAGCUUUUUUUUUUUUUUGACAAAAGGAACUUGGCCUGUCUAUCUGCUCCCCCACACACCCUGCUAGAUGUGGAUGACUUUGCCUGCUAUUCCCAGUGAAAGCUUUAAUACCAUUGUCCUGUUGGUCUGAAGUACUUGGGGAAGUCCAUUGUGCUGUUCUAAUUAAGAAGUGCUGAAAUAAGGAAAGCAAAGGGAAAAUGCUGUUGGAGGGAGCAACCUGCAUUGUCACUAUGGUGUCAUGCACCAUGUGACUUUGCUGUGAAUUCUGGGAUAUGUGUAGUGCAAUCCUAUCUAUGACUCCUUGGAAGUAAGUCCCACUUACCCCUUUUCUCUUGUCAUUGGCCAUCUAUUGUCAUUUGGGGAAAGGGCCGUAGCUAAGUGAUAGAGCACAUGCUUUACAUGCAAAAGGUCCCAGGUUCAAUUCCUGCCAUCUCCAGGUAGGGCUGGGAAGGAUUCCUGUCUUAUAUUCUGGAGGCCCACUGCCAAUCAGUGUGGACCAGGGAUAAGGAAACUUUAGCCCUCAUGUUGUUGGACUAUAGGUAUAUGUUUGCUGAAUCUUUCUAAACAGCCAGCAAUUCAGGAUACCCAAUAAAUGUUUUUCAAGGAAAAUGGGUGCUAUCUGCUGGUCACUCUCAUCUUCAUGGUAAAGAACUUAAGAGAACUUGAAAUGGCCUCCUUUUUGCCUCAAAUCAUAGACUGUGGCAGCCUUUCCCAACCAGUGUGCCUCCAGAUGUUGUUGGACCACAACUCCCAUCAGCCUCAGCCAGCAUUGCCAAUGGUCAGGAAGAUUGGAGUUGUGGUCCAACAACAUCUGGAGGCACACUGGUUGGGAAACACUGGACUAUGGUGUCAAAACAGAAUAUGAUAUUGCACAGAUCCUUGAGGAGAUUAGCUCAUAACUGCAAACAAAUGCAGAGUUGGCCAUGAAAAGCUUAGAAAAUAGCAUUUUUUUUAAAAAAAGUGCUCUCUACCUUGUGCUGGAUGGCAACAGGCAAGCAGACCUGCUUCUCCUGCCUCCAUUACUUUUGCAGUUUCCAGUGGUGGCAAUCCAGUUGAUUAGGCUGACAUCCAGCCAGAGAGCCCAUAGCUCAAUGGCAAAGCACAUACUUUGAAUGCCAAAGGGCCCAGGCUCAAUUCCUGGCAUCUCUAGUUAAAAGGAUCAGGGAGCAAGAAAUGAGAGAAGAUCUUGCUCUAUCCAAGACUCCUGAGAGCUGCUGUCAGUAAGUGUAGACAAUACUGGUUUUGAUGGACCAGUAGUCUGAUGUUGUAAUACACUUUCCUAUUAUCGGAAAAUUCUAUAAUCUCAUGUUUGCCAUUUAUUAGUGGCCCUAGUUCCCAUUCAGUUCCAUUGUAAAGUGAUAGUACAUCUAUGGUGGGGAGAAAAGGCCACUGCUCAUUUUUCCCAACCCACACCAGCCCAGCAUCUAUGCUAGGGCUACUGCUUCUGUCAGAGGAUGUGUCUUAUUAGCUCUUUAGCAGCUGGAACAUUUGUGCAGGACAUCUACUUAUAAUCCAUAAUAAGUGGGGGCUCAGACCAGGCUGGUUUACAUGGUGAUACAGAUGGUUUAAGUUGCAAAGAAAGAGCUUCAGUGAGAUUUAGACCUGUCACAAAAACAUUCAACUGAGAACUGUGUCCAGAAUUAGGCUGAGAGCUGUUCACCUGGAAAUAGAUUCCCAGGAGACUGGGAACCCAGAGCUCUGCUUUCCUUAACUUUGGUUCCAUUAAAAUUGUUAUAUCUUCUCUAUUGUACAAAUAAUUUUAACAAAAACAAAGAAAGUACAACCCAAGCCUCCAGAGCCCCUGAACAGAAUUUCCUAAAACUGAUCCCCACUGGAAGCUUUAAACUUGUUGCAUUAUGUAGUCUUUAAGGUACUCCAGAGGUGUCCUUACUGGGAGUCCCCACUCCUCCUCUGAGGAUCUGCUUCUUUCUCCGCAGAACUAGCUGCCGCUUUCCUUGAUACUACAGUAUGUUGGUCUACAGGAUGACCCUGAGUAUUGUGGUGGACUCUGUUUUCUGUCUCUAUGAAUUACUUGGCCACCUUGCAUAGCCACUUCAUAUGACCUGGGGGCCACUUCCUGUCUCAUGAUGCUUUUGGCCAGUCCAUCUGGUUCAUGAUGAAUGGUGCCUGAAGUCAGAGAGAUAAGUCCUUGGUUGCCCUAUUGUACAAAGAUGCUUGCCUUUUCCAAUUGUUGGCCAUUUUUUUUUAUGUGUGUUGCCCUUUCCUUGCUGGUUGCAGAAGGUCUCGUGUCAUUUGCAACACUGUUUUGUUCUGAUGUCCCAUCAGUGCCUAUGCUGGGCUGGUCCAGCAAACUUGCAAGGGGGUAUUUUUCUGUGCCAAGAAGGCUAACCAGGAGUCGGAGUCAUAUAACAUUUCUUUGUGUAGCAUUUUAUUUUAGCUGUUUACACAACAGAUUUCAUCUUGCCAUUACUUUAUGGGUAUGUUGGAGAACUCUUAUUUCUUUGCAAAUGAAUUAAAGUCCUCAGAUGCAAACUGAGCCUCAUUAUCUGAAUAUACUAUGUCAGGGACACCCCAAAGAAGCCUUCAGUUUACUAAUGAUUGCCUUACUUCUUGUGUCUGACAUGUCAUCAACCUCCCAGAAAUUGUAGUAAGAAUCCAAUGUAACUUGAUAUUGUUUCUUCCAGAAAGUGAGCGACUUAACUCCAAUCUUUCCCCAUGCUCUGAUGGAUAGCUCUUAUGGAAGAAGAGUAUACUUUGUCGAUUCAUGCAUGAUCAACAAGAGUCACAUCCUUCUAUCAAGGAUCAAGUUAAUUAGAAUCAUAGAAUUGUAGAGUUGGAAGGGGCCUAUACCAACCCGCUGCUCAAUGCAGGAAUCUAAAUUAAAGCAUACCUGACAGGUGUCUGUCCAGCUGCCUCUUCAAUGCCUCCAGUGUUGGAGAGCCCACCAUCUCCCUAGGUCAUUGGUUCCAUUGUUGUACCGCUCUAACCGUUAGGAAUUUUUUCCCAAUGUUCAGUUGAAAUCUGGUGUCCUGCAACUUGAGCCCAUUAUUCUGUGUCCUGCGCUCUGGGAUGAUCAAGAAAAUAUCUUGGUCCUCCUCUGUGUGGCAACCUUUUGAGUACUUGAAGAGUGCAAUAAUCUCUCCCCUCAAUCUUCUCUUCUCAAGGCCAAACAUGCCCAGUUCUUUCAGUCUCUCCUCAUGGGGCUUUGGUUGCUCAAACUGGUGGAUUCAAUGUCUUUGUCCCCUUCUGUAGAUUUUUUUGCUGUUGGGAUACUUUGAUAAGGAUGUCUGCUAACACCAGUCAUCAGCAUGGCAGUAUUUGAUCUCUACAUCAUAGUAUUGUAGCCACAUAAGCAUGCCCUGUAAUAUCUUUUAACACUCAGAAAUGUUAUUUUUUGUCUCAAGUGAUAGCACUUGAUUCCAGGUUCUUGCUGGAAUCGCUACACUCUUAAAAAUGACUGCAAAGAAUUCUCUGUCUGGACAUAACCCUGUUCAAAAUCUGAUAGGGCUCUACUCACAUAAGCAGUUAGCUGAUCCUGUGAAAGGGCUGCACCAAGGCCUUUCUCAGAUGCUUUACACUGGAGUGUUAGUUGUUUUGGCUGACAGUCCUGCAAAACCGGGGCAUUACUUAUUUCUCUAAAUUGAAAGUUUGCUGUUGUGGACCUCCCCAUUCCUACUCAACUUCCUCUCCGGUAAGUUGUCACAUUGGUUCCACAACAAUGAAGACAGAACUUGGGCCAGAAAAUUUAACAUUCCAAAAAUGUAUUACACCUCUUUCACAUCUGCUGGCGCUGGUAUGUCUCAGAUUGCCUCAGUUGUGUGAGGCUCUUCUUUCAAUCUCUGUUGAUGUCCAAUAUAUCUUACUGCUUUCUCUUUCACUUGCAUUUUUUUGCAUUCAGUUUGAUGUCUUUACAUCACUGCAGAACUACUUUUGAUUUCCUGUGGUGGCCCUGCACAUCUUCUGCAUCAUCACAUCCCUCAUCUAUUAGAAGGAUUAUCAUCUGCUGUUAUUUCACUUCCAGGUCUCAUCUGAAACAUCUCCAUAAUGGUGGACAGAUCCCUACUGAUAUAUGAAGUCAUCUGAGGUGACCAAAUGGUGUUACAAAGGGUUAGUUAGCGUCCUGUAGUCCUAAUUUAAUCUUGCAUUCCAAAAUCCAUUCUUCAUAUCACAUAGCAUAAAAUAUUCUGGCUUUUGAAAGUGUCAGGGCUAAGCCACAGGUAGCUAUCCAAGAUGAGCCAGGAACUGGGAACCAGCAGCCGAGCCAUGAGGCCGAAACACAAGCACAAUCAGAACCAAAGGGCAGGCUAGAUGCUGGAGCUAAGGACAAAGCAGGAGUCAGUAGCAAGGAGCAAUCCUGCAGUUGGAAUCAAGGAGAAGGCCCCCCAGUCAGAACCAAAGGGCAAAGCCAGAAGUCAGGAUUGAAGAAUGAAGUUGGAGCUGAAGAGGAAGCCGGAAGUCAGGCCCAAAUAACAAAGGUGAAGAAUACAUCAGAGCCGGAAAGGCCUUGUUGCUCAGCCAAAGGUGUGGUCUUCAGAAAACUGUUUAUAGCCCUUCCUAGCCAGGAGGGUCUAAUAGCCAGAGUCCAUCCAUGGCCUAAGAAUGCUUAAUUGCCUAGGCAAAUGCCCCAACCUGCAGUUCUGCCCCACGUGGGGCAACUCCACACAGAUCCGAAGGUUCCCAAUUCAAGCAACAGCAACUCUUGGCAGGAAGUCCUGGCAGUAUGUCAUCUACUGUAGAUAAUGGACUGUGGCAUCUCUCCAGUGCUUGGUUUAGCUGGGGGUGGGGGUGGGGGUUGACCAGUGCAAAGUUUGCCUGAUUACUUCUUUACCACUAAGGUGGUGUUUACUGAGGAAGUACUGGUUUCUGCUGGUGCUGGGAUGUUUCUGCUCUGGUGCUUUCCCAGUUCUCUCAUUGGAUUGUAUAAUGCAGCUGGAGUUUUUUGUGUGGCAAGCAUACUGGUCCCAUUGUUGGGUAUACCUGAAGUCACAGCUCACCAGGCAUGCGUCAUGUAUAAAAAAAUCUCCAUUGUACAUGGAAGAAGCAUUCCUUGUUUCCUGAACAAAGGCUAGAAAAUUCUGAUGCUGGACCUUGAUCUUGUCUACGGCCUCUGUUGCAGUACUCCACAACGGGUUUGUGAUCUCCUUCCACAACCACAAAUGUUGCAUUUUUGCAUUGGCUGUGUUGUGCUGUCAUUGCACAUAGUGUGUGUCUGCUGUGUUUGACAGGUGUGAUGGGCUCCAAUCCACUUUGUAGGCUCGCACUGCCAGAGGCCUCGCUAUCUAGCUGGAAAGACAGUGGCCAUUGUCCCAUCAGCAUUGUUGCAUAGAUUGCGGCUGGUGCAAUGCUUCUCUUUGCCUGUGACCCAACAGUCUGCACCAGCCAUCUUUCUGGAUUGAGAGAAAAGGUCACAAUGUCAUCAAUGCUGUCUGAUGUGCCCCCCCCCAUCUUUUGAUACAAGCCUGUCUCUAGUGGGCUUCCUUCUGCUUCUAUGCAUAUUGCUGAAGUGUUUCAGCUUGCCAUAUUCCCUGAAGCACUGCCCUAGUGCCAGCACUUCUCCUUUGCUUGUUCAUGCUGUCUCUGAGGAAGAACUUGAAUGUUGCUUUCUUCAGCUGUUGCUUCACUGCAUGUUUCUCAGAAGAUGCAGCGACUCCCAGGGCUUUCAGUUUUUCAAGUCUAGGCAUCGAUCUAGUGUCAGAUCACUUUCCCCGAACAGCCACUCUCACAGGGUCUUGUCCUAGGUGUCAUGGACUAACUUAUCCCUAAUAGAAUCUUAAAUCUUCAAAACAGGAAGUGGUGUGUGCACAAAGGAGACAAUGACCUAAGAGUCUAUACUUCUUCAGAUUGCUCUCUGGUGAAAGAACUCUCUCUACAGUUUCACUUUGUUUGGGGUGAACAAAAAAUGUCUAGGGCUCCCAGAAAUGCUGUCAGUGUAGAAUCAGUGCUGAGCUUUAGAGUGGUACACACCUCUCUGUCCCACUCCUUUAAGAGAUAAAAGAGUUACUUUUCCUGGUGUGGGCCAUCUUAUUGCAUGGCCAGAUCUGUGUACAGCUUCCAGCAGCUGCAUUGCUGAGUUAGGUUGUUGACUGUAAAAUCCAGACGUUCAGGAGGCUUCAGGCCUGCUGAAUUCUGGAGCUUGUCUGCUGUCACCAUGUUUAAGCUUAAGAUGUAGUGAUAGUAGCCAACUUAAGACAGUGUUAAAAGAGGGUUAGACAGAUUCAUGGAGGAUGAGGCUGUCAAUGACAACUAGUCAUAAUGGAUGCAUAUAUUUAUUUCAUGCCCCAACUCUGAACCAAAAGAACGGGCAGGUACCAUAACUGGCAUGCCCCAAAAGGGCAAAAAAAAUAUUUGCAUGUCCAAAUUCAUUUAAAUUUAUGUACAUUUUAAAUCUAUUGACUGACCUUUUUUAAAAAAAAUGGUUCAACAGUAACACAUCCAAUUAGGAUGGCCAAGACUGGCCAAGUGACAGUUGAGAUGAAGACACAGAAGCAGAGCGUCACCGUACAUACUUGCCUCCGGCACACAAAAAUGCACAGAACCAGACAGUAGCAGUUGCAUGUUUUGGGGAUCUCUUGGGCAAGACAACCUCAAUAUUCUCACCUUUAGUGAUUCUACCCACCACCACCUCCAUUGUUACCAGAUCCUGUUCUUCUUCCUCAUCAUUGCUGCUGUCUGCUUGCUUGUGAAGCAGAGGGCCAACGAGCAAGCCAGCAAUGGAAGCAACUUUUCACUGCUGCUGUUUGCUUCAUCGCUUCCUCCGUGCCAGAGUGAGAGUUGGGUGAACAAGCGGCCUGCAGUGGUGAGAGCUCUGGUCAGGGCCCCCCCCUGCAGGUGCCUGACCAUGCCAUCUGUUGAUGCUGGCCCAACCGGGUGUGAUAUCUCACACAAUUACAUGCAGGCCUUACAUCUCUGUUCCUGGCUUCCACCCUACCCCUCCCUCUCCUGCUGGCUAGAGGUGGCCAUGUACCCUUUGCUGACAUCACCAUUGGAAGAGUUUUAAGGGGAACACACUCACCUGGUGAAUAAGUCUUUGCAGCAAAUAUAGACAGGAUAGCUGGUAGAGCUGAGGUUGGUUUUGCUGAAGAAGUCUAGGCAGUCAGUCACAUCUCUGGGCACAUAUAGGAUGCCUGUGUGGGGUGCAGAGUUCAUGAGAGAAGCUCACACCCACUCCAAGGCUGGGAGGCGGAGGACGGUUACAUAGGACUAGUGACAUCUGGAGAUUUGCAUGUCUUCGGGCCAGCACUCAAGUUUGGGGGCCAUGCUGUCACUCAAGAGGUAACUCCACUUGUCAGCCUUUUUUGUGAUGUCGUUUGCAGAGCAUAUUGACCUGAUAAUUAUGUUUCUUGGUCCCCUUUCUCUCUCUCUGUCUCGUGUUAGGCCAAUGGGGGCACUCACAGUGCUUUUGCCCAUCACUCUGACAACUGAAAAGACUGUAGAGUGGAAUGAAUCCCCCCAUACAGCAACAACUUGUUUGCUGGAUAGACCAGUGGACAUGGCUCCUCCUACAACCACCUUUGCCAAUUUUACUCAUGAGAAAAGAGCACACAUGAAGACAAAACAUACAGGUGAAAAAAACACCAAGGUUUCGCUGUUGCUUGUGUGGCAACACUUAAAAUGGUGGUUUGAUGAGAUACACACCCAUGAAUAGGAAUACUGCCCAAGUAUGGCACUUGCCACCUCAAAACUGUUAUGAGAUCCAGCCCUACAUAGUUUGGCCUCUCCCUUCAAGGGAGUGAUCUAAGAUGUCUGGAAAGGACGUAGCUCAACGGCAUAGCUUCUGCUCUGCUUGCAGAGGGUUCCAGAUUCAAUUCCCAACAUACCUAGUUUGGGCUGGGAAUGGCUCUUGCCUGAAACCCCAGGGAGCUGCUGCCAGCCAGAGUAGACAGUCUUGAGCUAGAUGGACCAAUAGUUUGACUCAGUAUAAGGCAAACUCUUAUUUUCCUGGCUGCAUCAGUUAGCUUCUCCCUUCCCCUAUGCUUGUUCUCCCAUUGCUCUUGAUCUUGAAUUAGACAAGGCCACAUUUACCCUUUCCUUGAACUCGGAGACAGGGGACCCUGUGGCCUUCUAGAUGCUGUUGAAUAGCAAUUCCCACCAUCCCUGACCAUUGGUCAUGCUGGCUGGGCUGAUGGGUGUUGAGGUUCAACAGUAUCUGGAGGGCCACAGGUUCCCUAUCCUGCUCUAACCCUUGGGGCCCUUGCUGCAACCCAAACCCCAGACAUUACCUGCAAGGCAUGCAUUCAUCAGGGAGACACAGGCUCCAGUGAACAAAGCCCGCAAAACGAUGCUGGAAAAUUCACUCUUGCGAUGCGGUGCCAUGGAUGCUAGUACAGAAAGAUAGAGCUGGGUGAGCAGGAGGAUCAAGUGGCCAUAUAUGGACUUUUUUCUGAUUUGUCACAUCAGGAGGAAGCCCCCCCCCAUGUCAGCAGUGCCCUAGAUGGGGAGAACCAAGCCUAUGGCAGGCAGUCCUGGGAAGCCAUAGCAGUCUUAGCUUAGUUGGGCAGAUGUUUUUGCAAGGUGCUGAGGCUGUUACUCCUCUCAGUCUCAGAGCCUGCAUGUUCCUCACUGGGCAGCCAACUCACCCAAGCCACCCAACAUGAUCCCAAUGGAGCUCAGAUUGGCAAAUCCACACAGAGCAAAGGUGGUGAUGACCUCAGCUCUCACCUGGGGAACAAGAGAUAAUGUGAUUAGUGCUGUGAUGACGAUACAAGUAGCCCCAUCCAAUCACUCCUGUCAAAGACUACCUGCCUCUCCAUAACUGCUGAAUACAGAGCAGGGAUGUUCUCUGGGGAGAAGCAUAAACAUCCAAUUGCAACCUAAAGCAUGACUCAGGGUUAGCUAAUGCAAAGGCUCCACCUUGUUUCUGACAUCUGGCUUACCAGAUCAGGGAUACUGUCUAGAGGUUGUUGGACUCCAGCUCCUAUCAGCCCCAGCCGGCAUGGCCGGUGGUUAUGGACAAUGAGUGUUGUAGUUCAAAAAUAGAGAGCACCAAGUUGGUUGCCUCUGCAUUCAUGUAUACAGCAGCAAACGAGAGUAUACAGAUAGUUCCUUGGGGAAAAUAGUACUUUUCCAUCUUGCUUUGCUUGCCAUUAGUUUUGGAGCUGAAAGGCUGUCUCAGCUCAGUCUGUCUAGCAGCAUGUUGCACUUCAUAGACAAGAGGACGCUCUUCUUUCAAGUCUAGCAAACACUGCCCCUUUGCCUCGCUUGGACAGCUUACCUACCUCCUAAUCAUGGAUUAUCCAGGGUGGGUGGGUUCCUUCUUGAAACGGGAGAUGCCACUGAUCAGAACUCCUCAUGUGCUUUCAUUUGGGGGAGGGAGGGAGGGGCCAGCCUUGUGAUUUCUCAGGAAACAUGAAGGCAUGUCUACACUGAUGGAAAUCAAAGGGUUGGAGGAGCACCAGGUCCACUCCAAGGCUCAGACCUUGCUGUUUGCAAGAAACAGCAUGACAUGGGUCAUAAACAGCAUCCCCCAAUGAGAAGGCUACAAACAAGGAAACCAUAAAUAUCUGGCAAAUGAGGAAUAUUGGUUUCCUUCAGACAGGUUGACAGUUCUUUAGUGUGAGAAUUUAGGACAGAAGUCUAAAUGCUAUAAUGGAAAGUGCUUUCUAAUUGUGGUUGGUUGGUUUGUGUACAGCCCUUCUAGUUCCUCUCAAACCGAACCCAACCUAUAUAACUUGAUUACUUUCCUGAAUAAAUGUUGUGCUUGUUUUACUAUG